Molecule: messenger RNA, 342 nt
Organism: Triticum turgidum subsp. durum (durum wheat)
Lineage: Eukaryota; Viridiplantae; Streptophyta; Magnoliopsida; Poales; Poaceae
Source: the annotation of a GenBank genome assembly
AUGGGCAGAAAGGAGUGCAUCUCUCUAGCAAUCCUCGCGCUUGUACUGCUCGCUGGCCCGGGCGCAAAGGCAACGGCCUUUGCCGGCGGCGCCGCCAGCAUGGACGCGGCGGUGGCGGUGCGGCAGGUCAUGCCAACGUCGUCAAUCAAGCUGGAGGACGGCGUGGCGCCUGAGCUUGCAGUGGUCCUGGAGAUGCACCGCCGCGUCCUCAUGGACAGCUUCGGCAACAGCGUCUACAACAGCGACACGCAACGCCGCCUUAAAGCUCCGUGCAUCGCCGGAGGGCCGUACAGCGGCGGCCUCCGGGGAUGCAACCCACGUUACGGGUGCGUCCCUAUGUAA